Pelobates cultripes (western spadefoot toad) is the source of this 21640-nucleotide messenger RNA. Lineage: Eukaryota; Metazoa; Chordata; Amphibia; Anura; Pelobatidae. The record is from the annotation of a GenBank genome assembly.
AUGAGGUACGGGCAUGGGUACAAAGUGUGAAACUGCUGUAAGGAAAUUACAAGAGGGGCCAAUAACCCCUUUAUACUUGAAGGGGGGAGACCAAGUACUGCUUUCACAGUGUCCCCGAUCCUUCAAACCUUUGUGUAUUUGAACAGAAAUGUUCAUGUUAAAAAAUAUUAAUAAUUCCUUUAGGUUUUGCACUAAAUGCUGCUUUCCCAUGUUUAGAGAAGCAGCAUUUGGAAGAUGCAACCAAUAUAGCAUGCUCAAUUUCUUCCUUAUCUUGACAAUGUCUUAACACGCAUGGCAUUUUGGGAGUUUGUAUUGGCUAUAGGGUUUCUAUGGAGUCAAUGCAGGCAGUUGAUUGCUUAGUUUCUUGGCUAAAGAGCUGCACAGUCAGACCAGAACUUUUAUUUUGCUUAAUAGUUUCACUUAUGCCUAAUUGCACCUCACCUGUAUCUGAUCAAUUAGCUAGCAGGCUUUUAAAAAGAAGGGAUCAGCAUGCUGCAGAGUGAGGAGGAAAAGCUAGAGGAAUGGUGUCUUGCAGUUAUACGUUUUGUAAAUUGGCAAGUGGAAAAAGCCACCCAAUUCCAGAUAGGGAUUUGCUGUGUAUAGUAAGUGCUCAUGCAAGAGCAAUGAAUUUUAUUUUGUUAAUUUUUUAUUUUGAAACACCUGUAUAUAUAUUUCACCGAAUAAAUCUGAAAAACUGAGCUGGAUGUGUCUUGGACUUUCAUUACCCUAGAAUGCUGUGGUUACAGGAUCUGUGACAAAAUACUACCUGGAAAAGAGGUGGUGUGUUACACUAUAUAUAUAUAAAAAAGCAUGUAAGACAAGGUAUUUUUGUUUUGAUGAAACAUCGACUUUUUUUUAUUUAAUAAAGCUUUUUUUUUGAAAACCCAGAGUGCUGGCCUUUGGAAUUUUUAUAUAUACAAGUGUUGCUGAACACUGGGUAUUCUAUGCUUUAAAAGUUGGAGUGCAAGGCUUAUUGGAUAAAAAAUAUAUAUAUAUUUUAUAUAUAUAAUUUUAUAUGUGUCCUGAUGAAAGCUCCGAUCGGGAGCUGAAAGUUGACAUCUCUGGAUUAACUAAGAGUAAAUCGGAUGAACAAAACCUAGAUAUAUUUUAUGUCUCCAAAAUAUGUGGUUCAAAGCAGAACCAUUGGAUCAGGAGUGGGGAGACUCUUCCAGCGAAAGAGUAAAGGUUAGUUUAAUUUUAACCAUUUCAGUGCCAAAAUAGAGUAUGCGUCCGUAUUCUAAAGACUUUAAGGAGCAUACCAAUAACAUAUAUAUAUAUAUAUAAUUUAUUUUUAUUUUAUUUAUUUUUUUAUUUUAUUUCAGUGUUUGUUUUGGCAAUUGAUAUAAUGUCAAGGGCUGUAUGUAGUAGCGGUUACCCAGGGGUGAAACUCACACUAAUGUGGGUCAGGUUUGGGACAGUAUGAUAUUAGGAGGCCCACACUAUGUAUCAUUCCCGACAGCCUGUGUCAGUUUCGACUUAUGUGCAGAGACAUGCACUGACAGUCUCUGCACAUACAACUUGUACUGAUGUAUUGAGAGGUGUUCUGAUAGUCGCUGCAUACAGCCUGUUUUUUCUGAAACUGAUACCAGCCAGUUUCAUUUUUAGAUGGCAAGUUAAGAUAAUAUGUGCUUAAAACAAAUAAACCCAACACGUGGUGUGGUUUCGCUCAGCUGUUCUGUUUCUUGCGAAAUCUCACAGCCUGAAUCUGUUCCCAAAGCCCUGCUGUCUGUUUGUUCAGGGUGCCUGUUGCUGUCCGUUCAGGAUGCAUGUUUGAAGCGUUUUCCAAUGAUCUAGGAUAAUAUCCUUUUUGACCCCAGAAAGGCAGUCAGAUCUCUCCUUGGAUCAAAAAGCUAUUACCCCACAGAUUAAAAUUGAUAUCCCUGAAUUGUUCAAACAUCAGCUGCUGCCUGUUUGCCUGAUCAAUAAUCCCAUUAGGUAUUUGCAAUCCUGCACUUUUCGCCAGGUGUAGCAUUUCCAUGAGACACAUUUAGGGGUACCAGAAUUUCUACUCACCAGGCUAAAUUUUAGAUCACCAAUGGCGACUGGAAAUCCACUGUUGCCUGAUUUUGUUUUUUACGGGUUGCCUGCUGGUAUCUGAUUUGUUCAGGAUGCCCACAGCUGUCUGAUCAGGUAUAUCCCUCGCCUUUUGUCCAGGAUGCCCACGGCUGUCUGAUCAGGUAUAUCCCUCACCUUUUGUCCAGUGGGCCCUCUGCUGUCUAUAUGUUCAGAAUGUCUCCUGCUGUUUGGUUUGUCAGGAUGCAAACCUCUGCCUGGUUGCUCUGUAUGACUGUUACUGUCUGCUUGCUUGUUUAUUUGAUCAGGAUGCCAAUGAAUGAAAAUCGUGAUCAUUCCAUGGGAGUACACCUGCCUUCGUUGGGAAAGUAAAUAAACAUUUACAUGUCAAUGAGUUAUAGGUGUUCAUCAGCUGUUUCACAUACCUUACAACUUCCAGCAGAUGCAGCUAAACUGUCUUGCAGUGCUAGUACAUUCUCAUUAUCCUGUUAGUCGUUAUUUACAUACACUUACUGUCUCUUUAUCCAGGUAAUGCUGCUAAUCUAUUCCUCAUACACUGUGGGCGUCCUGAUUUAUGUCCUUCAAAACUAGAAAUAUUAAAAUGUGCCAAUCCUGGCAAAAUACAUUGUUAUGAUUAUUGAUAUUAUUGUUAGUCUAAUCCUCCCCCUCCCACUGCCUUCUGGUUUUCAUUGUGGCUGAAAGUGAGCAAUGCCACAGAUUGUGAUAGCAGAUAACAGCCAAUUGGCCUCACUCCUCCAAUUCCCUAAGUAAAAUCACAGGAUUUAUUCCUGAUUAUGUUUCUUGCUCAGAAAAUCAUUCCUAAGCUUUCUUCAACUCUUCCAAUAUUUUAGUUUCUGCCACUUCUUCUAGAAGGCUUUUCCUUGAAUCUACUACACAUUGUAAAGCAUUUCCUGAUCACCUAAUUGUCCCUCUUGCUGGCUUCAAAUUAUAACCUAAAUUUGUUGGUUAAUUCUGCUUUCUGUUAACAUUUUGGGUUUGUAUUUUUUUCUUUUGUGGCUAACAGAUGCCUCUUUUUUUUUUUUUCUUUUUUCACAGAGUUCCUCUUUCUAUAAGACCUAAGAUGCCACAAGUUUGUGAGGCCAGGAUUGUUAGGGGAAAGGACACAACCGUUAUCACCACUCAACCCAAACCAGCAGGAAAACUCCUAAGCUCUCAUCGCACAGUAAGUCAGGAACGACAGAGCUCAGCAUAUUCCACAACCGUCUUCAGUAAUGGAGUACUCCCUGCUCAGAAGCUCCGUCCCCUUCCUCCAAGGCCAAUCGUGGAGGACAAGGUGAAGACCACUCGAGGUCGUGCUGCACAAAGGACAGAGACUUCAAGUUCUGCAACUAAGAAAGGCCCUAUGAAGGGCAUCCACACGCUCAAAAUUGCACACUCCUCUACCACCAAUAAUGUAUCAACUCCACCUCUUCAGCAACGGGCAGGAGGCCUCUCCCGCUCCAAGUCUGUGAGUUACGGAGACCUGAGGCUAUGCACAGACAAAACAGAUGAGAUCACCAAUGGUCUAGCUCGGGUGGAGGUCAGAGAGCGGAGCUCAUCAUCAAGCAGGAAGCCCCCUUUAGACCCUGCUGUUUUAAAAAGAAGCAGUUCACUGAAAAGACUCAAUGUGAUGCCCACGGAGGACAUGCAGUUGAGGCAUGUCAAUCAAGCUCUGCGAUUGUUCAGAGCAGACAUUUCCAGCAAGACAACUCCCAUUAAGAUUGCAGAUGGCAAGAAACCAUCUCUGGCCUCGAGCCUACCUACCACUGUAGCCCCCAUCUGCAAUGGUAUUACAUCACAGGACAAAAGCCAGACUGUUGCAACUCCAGUAAGUGCAAACCUCUCUAGUAAAUCUUCUUCUAAGCUGUGAAAAUAAUCUGGUGCUCCAUAUAAUUAAGUGUCACAAAUAUAAAUAAUUCCAUCCCAUAAUGUGAAUUUGGAUGUCCUAGUUUUCAUUCGACAGGGUUACAAUGUUCCUUUUCGCUUUUAGUGAGUGUAUAAUUCAGAAAAAAACUCAUUAUAAUGUCAUACGCUUGUCACUUGCACAAUGUCUUGUCAUUCUUUCUUUUUUUUUCAUGAAUGAGACCCGUUUGUGGCCAAAGUUCCAUAAAAGGACCCUCCAAGCACCAUAACCACUUUCUUUCAUCCUAUAUGUUGCUGUUAAUCUAUAAGGCCAACACAUCUCUUCUAUAAAAUCACAGGAUUCUCUUAAUAUUUUACAGCAUGUUCAUGCCGUACAUAUUCCACUUGUACGAGCUUUCUUAUGCAGUAGCUGUCUAAGGGUUAGAUUCUAUUAAAUGAGAUAGGGAUAGCUCUGGUACCCAAAGCCAUUUAUCCCACUAAUGUCAAUGGGAGAACUGCUGCUCAGUUACCAGAAGUAAGUUUGUGUAAUUUGACAGAAUUCAGCUCUAUGUGAGUACCUAGUCAGGAUCAUUGCAUAUACGUCAGUUAAAGUAGCUUAAUUUCUGGGGGAAAAUAUUACAAAAAUUUUUUUUGAAAGGUAAAGGGACACUAUAUGCACCAAAACAACUUUAGCUUAAUUAAGAAGUUUGGUGUAUAGCCCCUGCAGUCUCACUGCUCAAUUGUCUGCCAUUUAGGAGUUAAAUCACUUGCCACACCUCCUUGUCUAUGACUUGCAAAACUUUAGUAUACACUUCCUGUAAAGAGAAAUCUAAUGUUUACAUUUCCUUUAGUGCACAUUCUGUUUAAUUUAGAAUUUCUUAUCUUCUGCUCUGCUAGUAGCUUGCUUGACGUUUCAGGAGCCUCCUGUAUGUGAUUAAAGUUUAAUUUUACAGCACAGGAGAUAUAAACAUUUAAAAUAAGUCGCAUCUGAUUGAAAAUGAAACCAUUUUUUUCAUGCAGGCUGUGUCAGUCACAGGGGAAAUGUGACUAGGGCUGCAUAAACAGAAACAAAAGUGUUUUAACUCCUGAAUAGCCACAAGUUGAGCAGUGAGACUUCAGAGGCAUGAUCUAUACACAAAAACUGUUUAAGCUAAAGUUGUUUUGGUGACUAUAGUAUCUCUUUAAUGGUAAUUUUCCACAAAAAAAACACCUGCUGUCUGUACUUUUGGGUUCAAAAACUGAAAACAAUGGGAGGACAUGGAUUGACUAGGAAUUCACAGCUGCAGUCUUACUACAAGGAAUACACUGAGUAUAUUAUUAUUUGUAUUCUCCUUUAUUGCAUUUAAAGAUGAUGAAUGAAUUCAUUAAAAGAGAGGUCAACUACAGGAAAAUAUGCUACUAUUUAAACAUUUUUGAUUUUGGACUGCCCGUAUGGGUGGGACCAGUCUGAUAUGCUUCAGAGAUGUUCUCUCUGUAAUGGCACAAGAUGAGCUAAAACCAGCUUGAGUUCUGAGCGGGGAUCCAACGAAGGGCAGGCUAUUUCAGUUGCUGCCCGUUGUCAGAAUACUCUUGUGACUCGUUUUUUGCUCUAUUUAAACAUUUUACUUGAUUCUCUGUGCAGCUGUGUCUUUGUAUACUAUGUAUGCAUUGGCAUGGUCAACUAGGAUUAAGGCACAUAAUUCACAACGUGGGCCAGGGACCCAUGCUACUAUGUUGGGACUCUAUUUUCUACUCCCUCCUCCUCUGAAGAUCUCCCUGGAGAAAAGCAGUGUGACACUGCAGCUAAUUAAUCCCCAGGAGAUGAGCUUGCAGAGACACCUAGAAUAGUCUUGAGAAAAAUCCGAUGAGAGAGGAUGAAGCAGGGAGACCUAGAGUAAGAGAUUGGAGAGGGUGUCCCAUUAAGCCUCGUCAUUGCCAGGAGGGACGCCGUUUGUAGAGGACAGGCAGGCAGUUCUGCAGAUCCGCAUCAUGCCUGGGUUGCAGGGAGCCAAUUUGGUGGAAUUACCCCAGAAACUGCAGCAUAGACUUGCUGAUAAGAAGGAAGGUCAAGGAAUGAAGGCAGACAUCUCUGAAUCGGUUGUGCACACGGCUAUGAUGGGCCUUCUGCUAAUGACAAGCGAGGUACCGUACACAUUACAGCUGAUAUCAACUGCCGAAAACAUUUUAGAGAAAAUGUAUAAUUUUUACCAACCUGCUUUUUCAGUAUUGUCGUUCAGGACCAGCUGUAGUUUGACGUGUGACUGUUGCCUGUCUUUAACCUGUUCGAGUAUAGAGUAUUUUUUAUAAACACACUAAAUAGCACUUUAUAUGAUCUGUUCUUCGGCUAAGCAAAAAAAAAGAAAAAUAAAUUUUCUUUCUCUUGGUUACUUGUAGCCACCACGGAUUCCUGUCCUUGGCACCGGACGCAUUGGUCUUCGGAAUUUAGGCAACACAGUAAGUAUAUUUACCUUACGUAAUGUUUACAGGGUAUUUUUUUUUAUGAAGGUCUGACUCUUUAGAAAUUCUAAUUUAAAUUUGUCUGGAAACAGCCAACUUGGAGAAUUUUUCUAAUUUAGCUAUUUUACUUCCAUAAAAUAGUGAAUACAUGUGUUUCUCUUUACUGAAUAACAGUAUACACAGUGGUUAUCGUCCUGAUUGUAACUAUAAAAGAGGAAUAUUUGAACUGGGUCCACAAUGUCUUGUAAUGGUAUGACAUCCUCGUUUAUUGUCUGAUGAAAUGAAAGCAUUUAAUCACAAUUUCCAUACAACAUUAAUCUACACAGCUCAUCAUAUCACUGUAUACAUUAGGAUAUUUGAAGACUUUUUUGGAGAUCAAUAAAACUAGAAAAUAUAUUUUUAAAAUUUCCCAUGGCUGUGUUUUUCUGUUUUUAAUAUUUCUUGAAGUCAUUGAAAUAUAUUGACAUCUCCUAGAAGUUUGAGUAAACACACUUGAACGCCCAUGAGGUCCUUGCUUUUACCUAGGUAAUAUUCAGUCCCAUUCCUUAGUGUAAUUUUUGUUACCUUGCAUUCUAAAUCUGACGUUUCUUGUAGUGCUUCAUGAACGCUGUUCUCCAGUGUCUGAGCAGCACCAAACCCCUGCGAGAUUAUGUUCUCCGCCAGGAGUACCGACACGAACAGCCUGGCAGCAGCAAGGGCCAGCAGGAGCUCACGGAAGGUAUGUAUAAGGAUGUAUCCUCUUUGUGUGUUAGUGCUGGAAAUUCUGUCUGUGUUAUUUAGGCGGAUAUUCAUGUAAUGUAAAACAUUAUGCUUUAUAGCUUAACUAAAAAUACCUAUGCAAACUCCCAUAAACCUUAAACAUGCAUAUAUCGAUAUACGUUUGUUUGUGUCCAUUAUGAUAAUUUUAUUUUAUACAGGAGUUUAACCCCUUAAGGACCAAACUUCUGGAAUAAAAGGGAAUCAUGACAUGUCACACAUGCCAUGUGUCCUUAAGGUCAUCAUUCCUUUCUGAUAUUACAUGUGUAAAUCAGGUUACUACUUUAAUCUCCACGUUUUUUUGUUUUUGCAGUCUUUGCUGAUGUUAUUGCAUCUCUGUGGAGUCCUGAAGCUACCGAUGCUGUUAACCCGUCCCGGUUAAAAUCAGUCUUUCAAAAAUACGUUCCGUCUUUCACCGGCUACAGGUAAGUGGGACAUGGUAGAAUAUGUAAUCUUCUAAUCUGCUUUCACUGCCACUUAAUCUGACCAGGGAGUGAGAGGAGCAGACUAAGGGUAGAGAGAAAGCACGAGCUGUACGGAUUGUGUUCUCCGUAAUCCAACAUGGAACGCUGCUCACUCUGAUUUAUAACAGUGAAGGACAAAGUCUUCUACCAGUAAAUGCAUACAAUUAUAAUGUAAAAGCUUGCGUUACAUCUUAUCUCCGUGGUUUGCAUGGGACCGGUCACGUGUCAUCCUGACUUACAGGAAUGAGAGGACGUGAUAUGUUAUCUUCCGAUCACUGUGAGUCAGUAUGUUAAAGGACCACUAUAGGCACCCAGACCACUUCAGUUUAAUGAAGUGGUCUGGGUGCCAAGUCCAUCUAGGAUUAACCCUUUCUGCUGUAAACGUAGCAGUUUCAGAGAAACUGCUAUGUUUACUUUCGGGUUAAUCCAGCCUCUAGUGGCUGUCUCAUUGACAGCUGCUAGAGGCACUUCUGCGCUUCUCACUGUGAAUUUCACAGUGAGAAAACGCCAGCGUCCAUAGGAAAGCAUUGAGAAUGCUUUCCUAUGGACUGGUUAAAUGCGCGCGCGGCUCAGGCCGUGCAUGCGCAUUCAGCCCUUGAUGGGGAAAGGAGGAGGAGAGUCCCCAGCGCCGAGGGAGCCCUGCGCUGGAAAAAAGGUAAGCCUUUAACCUCUUCCUCACCCUAGAGCCUGGCGGGAGGGGGGCCCCGAUGUUGAGGGGGAACCAAGGACCCUAUAGAGCCAAGAAAAAUAGUAUGUUUUCCUGGCACUAUAGUGGUCCUUUAAGGAGGAGAACCAAAGGGGGUCUCACAAACUGUUUCUACUAUCACCUUGCACAGAAAAAGACAUUCUUUAGAGGGGACUGAACUCCUUUUAUUAAAGGAACACUAUAGUGUCAUGAAUAAAAAUGUGUAUUCCUGACAUAGGUGUGAAACACCAUUUAGGUACCCGCCCCCCCCUUUCCGCUUACAUUUUUUCAGCGUCACACAGGUCUCUUUAUGGCUGGUCCAACCCAUGCUCCGCCCUCUUUGACUGAGAUCAUCAAUUUUGUGAAAGCAUUGGGAGGCUAAUGUGCAUGUGUGGCUGAGAAGGCAAUGUUAACAUUAACAUGUCUACAGGGACAGACACCAAAACCACUACAUUAAGCUGUAGUUGGUCUGAUGACUAUAUUGUCCCCUUAAGAGUUUUCUUAAAUAAUUACUGUAUGCACGUGCUGCUCCAGGCCUUGGGGUUGGCCUCAGCCCCUAGUAGCAAUAUUUAAAUGAACAAAAAGAGUCCAGACAUUAAAUGCAGCAUUACACAAGGCAACAUUUUGGUCACAAAUUGUGACAUUUAUGGCUUAAUAAAGGACAUGGUUUGCCGUGUGUAAUGCUGCAUAAAUUGGCUGUUUAAUACGCUGAGUGCCUGGACCCUUCUUGUUCGUUCUAAUAUCAUCUUGUAUAGAGACAGCCGGCAACCUCACUAGAACAUGGGGCUGAAUGCGGGAUGGCCCUGAUCACCCUGGACAAAGGUGAGUAGCCAGGUAAGGAAAGGAAGAAUGAUGAUUGUGGUUAAAAUUGUAAACUUUAUAUCCCAUUUUUUUUUUUUUUUGGUUCAGUGGGUAGUGUAAAAACAGGAGAAAUUCAGUUGAGACAAAAUAACCCCAAUACUUUCCACUAUUUAUUGCCUUCAUGUGCUAUGUGUAGUUAAUUCCUAUUUUAGUCUUCGGAUCCUGGUACCCACUAAGAUGUUGGAACACUCCAGACCAGGCAACCUUUGGCAUUCCAAAUGUGAACUACAUCUCUCCUGAACUACAUCUCUUCUAAUGCUUUGCCAGCAUUAUGGCUGUAAGAGCAUUAUGGGGGAUGUAGUCUACCACUUCUGUAGUGCUGAAGGUUGCCUAUCCCUGCACUAGACUUACAGUGUACACAGUGCUAGCAUUGCUCAAUCCCUAUAUUUUUCCUUUCCAGCCAACAAGAUGCUCAGGAAUUCCUUAAGUUUUUCAUGGAUCGAAUUCAUGUUGAAAUUAAUAGAAAAUGUAGAAAAACUCCCAGCAUCCUCUCUGACACCAAACGCCCCAUGCCUGUAGAACCUCAAGAUUCUCUCAGGUAAUUAACUGUUUGAUCACAAUGUUGUGUUAUGUUAAAGUGUAAGGAAAUUGACAGGAUAUUAAUUAAUGUAAUAGAUUUUGAAGAGAAAUUCUUAGUUAAAAGAAUUGUCAAAGUACCAUAACCACUGCAGCCCAGUAUUAGUAGUAGUUAUGGUGUAGGAGUGUCCUUGCUCCAUUCCAGCAUAAUUUGUCAAACUAUUUUAGCAUUGUUAGACACCUACCUGUAACCCUCUGACCAUCCACGCUGCUUCCAGAUUCGCAUUAGGCACUCAUGACACUAUAACCACUUCAGGAGGCUGUUCAUGUAACUAAUUAUACAUUGAGCUGAGUUGAAAAGAAAUAAAGUUAAAGGAUCACUAUAGUGUCAGGAAAACAAAGCGGUUUUCCUGACCUUAUAGUGCCCUGAGGGUGCCCCCACCCUCAGGGUCCCCCUCCCGUGGCGCUGAAGGGAUUAAAACCCCUUCAGCUACUUACCUUUAUCCAGCGCCGGGCUCCCUCGGCGCUGGUGACCUCUCCUCCCCGUCCGACGUCACUGGAGCUGAAGUGGUCUGGGUGACUAUAGUACCCUUUAAUGUGAUGGCUGGGCGUUUGCAUGGGUUUAUAGUGUUUCUGCUUGUGUUUAUUUUAAAAUUAUGGAUCCAAGCACUCCAAAUGGGAAACUGCAGUCAUUCAUCGAAAUCAGGAUAAAUGAACCUGACAUUCCAACCACACCAUGUGGUCUUUAUCAAAUCUAAAGAUUAAAUUGAGAUUCGAGAAAAACCACAUGGCAUGGUCAAAAUGUCACAUUCAUGUCUUCUGAUUUUGAUUAAAGACUUAAAUUUCCCAUUUGGAGUUCUCAGAUCUGUAAUUUAAAAAUUGAUUGCAUAAUGGAUUAGCCACCCUGGGUCCUUGGCUGCACUAUUGGGAGUUUUAAUUGAUGGAAGCAUGCAGUCCCUAUUAUAUGUAAAUCUGUGCUCAUUUAUUUCAUUGCAGUUUGAAAUAAAACUUGUUGGAUACAAAAACAAAAAUAGUUUUGAGACAGCUUCUUAGCAGCAUUACCAUUACAAUAAAGUGUGGUGGUUAUUUUGCUUGGAAUGUCUUUUUAAAUAAAAACUCUCCGUUAACAAUUUGUUAUUUUUUUUUUAUCAUAGCUUUGUUCCUGCCCUAAGAACAGUUCCCUUGUAGUAAUACUUGUCAGCAGUGAUUGAGAUAGAUCUGGCUUGACCGUGCUCUCAGAGGUUAAGUGAAAAUUGCUGGGAAUUCUAAGUGAAUUUCAAAUUUAAGGCCAAAAUAAGCAAACUGAAAGCAUUGUUGACUAGGAGAAUUUUUACAGUUUUACUAUUUUGGCCUUAAAGGGACACUAUAGUCACCCAGACCCCUUCAUCACAUUGAAGUGAUCUGGGUGCAACGUCCCUGUCCCCCUUAAUCCUUCAAUGUAAAUCAUAGCAGUUUUACAAAAACUGUAAUAAUUACAUUGCAGGACUAAGACUGCAUGAGGACAUCCAGGGUCAAUAAAAUACCCUUAGAAAAACAUUGAAGCAAUGCUUUCUUUUGGGGAGGGCCUAAUGCGCUUGCGAUGCAUUAGGAGGAGAAGACGGAGUGUCGACACUGGAUUCGAGUGAGUAAUCAGAGUUGUUGUGUUUUUUUGUUUUUUUUUAACCCUUUACAUGCCGGUGCAUAGGCGAGAGGGAGGCGGCAGGAUGCAGAGGAAACUAUAGUGUAAGGAUCUCUGUAUUCCUUACACUAUAGAAUCCCUUUAUAUCUGAAUUCCUGACAAUUUUCACUUUUCUGUAAAAACCCUGACCAUAUCAAUGUGGUUGGGAGCUUUAGCAUGAUGAUCUAAUGUUGUAUAUUGUCUCUCUCUUAGUGAUGAUGAAAGAGCCAACCAGAUGUGGAAGCGUUAUCUUGAAAGAGAAGACAGCAAGGUGGUAGGUGAGUGUUUGGUAGAAGAUAGCUUUAGCGUGGUGUCUCCCAGUAACCACAAGGUCUCAAAUCUUAAAGGAACACUACAGGGUCAGAAACACAAACAUGUAUUCCUGACUCUAUCGUGUUAAACCCACCAUUUAGGUUGCUCCCUCCCCCUCCCCUUAGGCCUCUAAAAGCAAUUAAAAAUCACCUUAUAUCCAGCGUCGCGCAGGUCUGCCUGCGCUAGCUCCGCCCCCUUGGUGACAUUAUCAGAAUUUAUGGAUUUUUAGCCAAUCUAAUGCUUUCCUAUGGGAGUGGCCUCUUGGAGGUGUCCCUAGGGGCAAUGUAACCACUGCCUUUUAUCUGAAAAGGCAGUGUUUGCAUGAAAAUGCCUGAAGGCAAUGAUCGUACUGACCAGAACAACUAUAUUAAGCUGUAGUUGUUCUGGUGACUAUAGUGUCCUUUUAAAGGAACAGGAAUAUAUAAAUCCUGAUUGCUUACGUGCAUUUAGAUAUUUUAGUAAAUCAUCCUAUCGUGUUUCCUCAGAAUGGUUAAAAACCAGUAUGUAAUAUGAUACAUGAAAUACACGCUUAAUAUAAUGCUACAGCUCCUCUCUUUCUACCCAUCAUUUUAUGACUUUAGAUCUGUUUGUUGGCCAGUUGAAGAGCUGCCUUAAAUGCCAGUCUUGCGGCUACCGGUCGCCCACAUUUGAAGUCUUCUGUGAUCUGUCUCUUCCAAUCCCCAAGGUAUGAGCUCUAUCAUUCAGGCUUAGUUAAAUGAGAGUUGUUGGGACUUGAAUUCGUUUGCAUCUUCUCACUGUGAUUUUCACAGUGAAAAGCACGCAAACGCGUCUAGCGGCUGUCAAUGAGACAGCCACUAGACUAGAGGCUUCAGAGGUUGGAUUAACCCUAUUAUAAACAUAGCAGUUUUUCUGAAACUGCUAUGUUUAUAAAAAAAAAAAAAGGGUUAAUCCUAGAGGGACCUGGCACCCAGACCACUUCAUUAAGCUGAAGUGGUCUGGGUGCCUAGAGUGGUCCUUUAAUGAAUUUGGUGACUAUAUUAUACCUUUAAGUCUAAAAUAGCUGAAUUGGGAGAAUUCUCCAAGUUUGAAAUUCACUUUUAAUUUAAUUUGAAUUCACAACCAUUCUCACGUAAGUGAAUAACCCUGAGACUCUCAAUGUGAGGGGGGGGCAGGCAGUGUCAGCUGGAUGUUCCACAGAAUAUUUCUGUCAAACUCAUUUGCUCUCACUGGCCCAUAAAUCUCACUUUUCAUCUUUUCCAUUUCCUGUUUACACUUUUUUCUCCCUGCGAUAAGUUGCUGGCUGAUUGCUUCGUGCUUCACCCUGAUAAAAACAUGUGAAACCUAUCGCCAUACUGUCAGCGUAUCUGCAGCCCUUACUCUAAGAUUACCCUAACGCCCACGUAAUCCCCUACUGAAGAUCACAGAAGGGAUUUCACUGACUAAUUAUAAUCCCUUCUUGAAGUUUAUUUCUGCUUGUCUUAUACACUAGCUCUGAGCAAUAAAUCUUCUCCCCACUUUCCACUUCACGGGCCAUUUAACAUUACCUUAAUAGAUUUCUAUAUGUUUUUAUUUAUACUGUAUUUCACCUUAUUAAUCCCCAGUAUAAUUCCCAUCACUGUAACCCAUGCAUGGUCCUUUCUGUUUAUGAACCUAGCUUGAUUCUAUUUCAUUUUAAUAUGCAUUGCACUUAUUGUGUGUAAUCACUAACCUUUGUGAAAUGCUCUUAAAAUAGAAAACAUGUAUACAUUGCAUUAGAUAAACUAUUAGAAAAUUCAAAGAUGGUUAUUUAAAGGGGUUUUGUUAAUGCCUGAGUAGGGUGCAGCAUGCAUUCUUGCAUCUCUAUAAUCAACCAGUUGCAAGUUGAAGCAGUGCAUUGUGGGACUGAGAAUUUGCUCACCAGCAAUACGUGGGAUUUGUAUAAAUCAAAGACGAUUUCAUUUCAUUAACCCAUACAUUAUUCAAGCAAUGUAUAGUUUGACUGUCCAACUCUUAAAAGAUUAUUAUUGUCUGCAUGCGAUCUAUUCCCCCUCUCCCCCCCCCCUUGUUGUCUAUUCCAGAGCCUUUCCUUUUGCCAGGCAGGUUCUUGGUAAAUGCAGAAUAUAAUGUAACAUCACCUCUAUCUACUUUUCUCUGCAGAAAGGCUUCACAAGCGGGAAGGUCUCUCUCUUAGACUGUUUUAACCUCUUCACAAAAGAAGAAGAACUUAACUCUGAAAAUGCCCCGGUAAGUGAGAUUUCCAAGUGUUUGUUUAUAUCUGUAACUUGGUUAUUCCUUAUUUUCCAAUCCACGCUACAAAUUGCAGGUUUUUGAUCUGUUUGGAUUGUGUGUCAGACAGGUUGUUCUUUCUAGAAUUGCAUUGCCGUAUUAUUCUGUAUGAAAUCAUCCCAGCUGCAAAUAAGAGCCAGGUUACUAUCAGGAAACCUAGUUGGCAGGUUUUGUAUCUAUAUUUCUCGGCAAAACAUAAUUUAAUAAAAUUUCAUUAUAUUUGAAAUUUAAAGGACACCAUAGUCACCAGAACAACUACUAUUUAAUGUAGUUGUUCUGUUGUGUGUAGCUUUUCCCUGCAGACGUUUUAAUGUAAAUUCUGCCUUUUCAGAGAGUACCUAUUAACACCUCUAGUGGCAGUCACCCAGACUAGAGUUGCAUCCUGGGUCAAUGCUGCACAAUGUGUAAUUUGCAUGAAGGCAUUGAAUGUUCCUCAUAGAGAUGCAUGUAUUUAAUGCAUCUCAAUUAGGAGAUGCUGAUUGGCGCAGCGCAGCAUUUUCCUGCGCAUGCAGAACAGCCUCCCAAUGCUUUCCGAUGGUGCUGGAAUCACUGUAAGUUUAUUUUUAACAAAGGCGAGGGGGACUGCCAGCUAACGUGCUUUUAACUUUUAAUUUUUUUUUACUUUAUUCUUGAAAUCUGGCAUGUUUUGAGAUAGAUUUAUAAUCUUAAAGGAACAAUAUAGUGUCAGGAACACGGGUUUCUAAUUCUGACACUAUAUUGUUCCUUUAAGAUUAUAAAUCUAUCUCAAAACAUGCCAGAUUUCAAAAAUAAAGUAAAUGUGCUUGAGCUGCUCAAAGCUGCAGCAUUUGUUGUGAUUGCAGUUUGACAUCAGACUAAAAAACGCUGACAAAACUGUUACAUGCUUUCUCUCCCCCCAGAUCUGUGAUCGCUGCCGGCAGAGGACAAAGAGUACCAAAAAGCUCACAAUCCAGCGCUUCCCCAGAAUACUUGUGCUCCGCAUCCUUUUACUGUCAUUAGAUGAUGUUGGUUGCUGCCAUUCCUUUUAUAAUAUUUAUAUCAGACUGGUUGUUAUACACUUCCGAUUCCAUAUAUUUGAGUAGACUAACAUCUGGGCCUGCGCUACCACUAGGCAACAAGCAGCCUCAUAGUGUGCACCGGUCCGGGGGGAGGUGCAGUCUCCAGUGUCCGAAAGGACCACAGUAGAGGACAUUCCGUAUAUCCUGCACCCGGUCUGACAGGAAACUGUUUGCUGAGAGCACAAAACAGCUUCCUGUCAGACCAGGUAGAGGACACAGAGUCCUCCACUGCGGACUGCACUGCCAGCUACUUGAAGGUACAAAGAAACACACAGGGCUGAGCAGGUGGGGGGGGGGGGAGGAGAGGGAACAGAGGGCCGAGGGGAACAAAGAGACAUAUGGAGGGCUGGGGAGGGGGUAAAGAGACACAGAGAGGCUCGGAGGGCAAAGAGACACAGAGGGCUUGGGGAGGGAACAAAGACACACACAGAGAGGCUCUGGGGGCAACAAAAUACACAGAGAGCUGGGGGUGGGGGUCAAAGAGACACACAGAGAGGCUCUGGGGGCAGCAAGACACACAGAAAGGCCCUGGGUGCAAAGAAAAACACUCAGGGCUGUGGGGACAAAGGCACACAGAGGGGAGGGGCUGAGCUGGAACAAAGAGACACACAGAGGCAUGCUGGGGGGGGGGGGACAUAGUAGUUUCACGUUUUAUGCUUGAAAUGUUUUCUACAAAUCUGUUUUUAAAAAUUGAACUUGACAAUUUUCGUUUUUUGGGGGAAGAGGUAAUAGCUAGUAUUGCCUAGUGCACAAUACAGUCUAGCACCGACCCUGACUGACAUUUUUCAAUUCUAGUGAUGUCAACACAGGGAAAUACUGAAACUCUUUCAACUGAGGUUCUGUCUAUAUUAUUUAGUGAGUGUCAAGUAGCAGUGUAAACGGAAUCACUGAGGGUUAUUCAAAUAUGCGUGUGAGCUUAGAGGGCUUGUUCUUCUUACUGCUGUAAUAGGCUCUGCAAGAAGCUUGCAGUAUUAUCAUGGUAACCGAUCAAAAAAGCUCUGAUAAGAAAAAAAAAAUAUUAGCUGCACCAUCUGUUGUAAAAUGUCCCACUGCUCCAUUUACUGGAAAAUAUAUCAUCUCAUCUCUAGGGAACCCUAAUCCUGUACCCAUCCUAAUAUUUGUUAUGUAUGUGUGUGUGUGUGUGGUAUUUUGGCAUAUAUUAUAUAUAUAUAUAUAUACACACACACAGAGUAUUGCACUAUUCAACAUUACCUUUUUUACUGGACUUAUAAGACAAGCUUUCAAGAGUUUUCCUCUUCCUCGAGUCUGAACCAAUAAUGAUCGAUAUGAUAGAGUUUACCAUAAAACAACUAAUGUUGUUAGAGAAGGGGAGGGGGUUGAGUGGGUAGUCACUCAAUCCUCUUCCCUUCUCUUACCCACUCAACCCCUUCCCCUUCUCUAACAUCAUAGAUAAUGUUUGGGAGGAACCUGAAUACUUUUGCAAAUAUGAUAUCUCUAUUAAUUUGUUUGGUGGUCCCUUUAGUAGAAAGCAUGUAGCAGAUCUACUUGCCUCUUCUUUUUCUAGAGCUCCACCAUCUUAUGUAUUUUCCCUGGCAUGCCAGAAGCAAAUUUUCGCUCUCCAAUGUGUAGUGGUGGGUGGAAAUUUUGAGCCCUGAUUGAGGGAUGUUGUGAAUUUUGUAGUUUUCUAGGAAAUGUUCAGUUUCUGUUCUUUUCCUCCUUUGCAUUUUUCUUAACUCACUCCCAUCCAGAUCUGAACAGGUUCUCAACCACAAGGUUCUCCAUUAAGAAAUGCUCAGUCUUUGUGGACUUCCCUCUGCAAAGACUCAACCUCAAGGAGUUUGCCAGUGAAAAAGCAGGUGAGUCUCUAUGACCACUGACCGGUCAUAAAUCUAGGAGACUGGUCCACCUUGUUCUGCCUCUCUCCUUCUUGUUUGGUCUAGUUCCUCCCUCCUGUUUUCUGCAUGUUCUUAUGGUCUUGCCCUCUCAGUCUCUGCCUCUGUUCCAUCUGUUGAUUUCACGUGUAUGCAGGGCCGGAUUGGGGAUACAAAGCAGCCCUGAAAAAAAAAAUCUAUGCCAGCCCCAUAAGUCAUUGCGCCAUAUAUUGUUGCAUGUAAUAUGUAAGGCUAUGUCUUGCCACCCCAGGUGAUAGAGUAAUAUAUACACACACAUAUAUAUAUAGCUUUUUCUAAUAUAAAAUAUUGGUCCUUUCAGAGUAAAACAUUUAAUUAUACAGUAAGCAUACUCACAUGCAGACACAGACUAUCUCACUGACACACACAAGCUCAUUGAUACACAGCCUCAUAGACAAACAAUCUCACUGAUAUACAUAAGCUCAUUGACAUAAAAACACAAGCUCACUCACUAGCACACACACACAGAGCUUAAUGUAGUGGUUCUAGUGUCUAUAGCCUGUCCCUGCAGGCUUUUCAAUGUAAACACUAACUUUUCAGAGAAAAGGCAGUGUUUACAUUGCUUCCCAGUGACAGACACUCAGACGGUCACUGGAGGCGCUUCCUGUAUCAGUGCGGAUUGGCGGAGAUCAUCAAGCUUGAUGAUCUCAGUCAUAGAGCCAGGGCCAGUCGAGGGAAGACCAGCACGAAGUUGGGGAAAAAAAAAAGGUGAGUAAAAACACUAUUUUUAAAAACACACACAGACACACCCCAUGACAAAUACAUAUACCAUGACAGACACACACCCUAUGACACACCAUGACAGACAGACACACACACAUACACUCCCACUCCCACUGACAGACUGGCAUACAUACUUGUUGCUACCUGUGUGGGUGGGCAGACUGAUAGGUGUGCUGGCGGUCUGCAGGAAGAGCUUGGAUGACGUCCUAUUCCGUCCCCGGUCUAAUCCCUGCAGCCGCCAUCCAAGCUCUCCCUGCGGCCGCAGGUCACCCACAUGUCUCCCCUGCCCCAGGUGCCGACGGCCCACCGGGAAACUUCCCAGUAUCCCGGUGGGCCAGUCCGGCCCUGCGUGUAUGCUGUAACAACCACCUCCCAAGAAGAGAAGACUAGCUGUCUGAGGCAGUGAUUAUUAAACUAUUCCUCUGUUGCCAUUACAAAGUAUUGUCUGUAUUCCCCUUGGAGUGGAAUUGGAUCUCUUAUAUCGUUGGUCAUUGAGAACCACAUUGAGCAGGUGUUGGCUCUGUGCUUACUGUACCUGUAUCCGCAGCCAUGGGAUGAAUCUUAGACCGUUAUACUGCAAAUUAGAUGACUGAUUGCACAGACAGGGCUUUAUAUAUGUACGGUAGGCAACGUCCUGCAUAAAUAACUUAGACCACACAAUAAACAUAUAGACACAGUUUAUUUAUAUUGAAAUGGGCUAGGCCUUAAGGGGCAUAAAACUAUAAUUGCAUAACAAUAAACACAUUUACAUAAACUUUUAACUUCCACAACCACCAUAUUGCUAGUCACUCUUAGCUGACAUGGCCGCCUUUUAUUUUAAACCGUUUGCCACCAUAGCCUUCCUCAGAACUUGCUUUACAACACCCCAACAACAAUAAUUAUAAAGAAAUAAAUUAAUAAAUGGGGGAGGGAGGGCAGGGGGGACGUUAUCACUGCUCCUUAAUUACAAAAUGGCUGAUGGCUUAUGCUCACACUGCUGCAAUUUAUUCCUACCUAGCUUCCCGUGCUUCUCUCAUGCGUGUGCUGCAUCCAAUUCCCAGCCAGCUUGGGUCCCUCAACAACACCCAUGUCAUCACUUCUGCACAGAUACCUGUCUAACUAUGCCCAACAACCUAGCAAGGGGCCAUGAGCCUCACUUUACUUUUGCUAACUAUGCAGCAAGGGCAGCGUAACCAUUUAUUGCCACCAUACAUGUAUGUCACAGUGCUAUGUGCCUGUGGUAUUUAUUUUUGACACAAAUUACUUGCUGGAUCUUCUCCUGUUAUUCCCCUCAAAAACUCUUUCAGGGACUUUUUUCUCAUGUUAACAAACUAAAUAUUUAUACAAACACUGAAGCUAACUGAAGUGGAAAUUAAACGAGGUGGAGAAUGUUUCCAUUCUUACGUACGUAUUUUCUAACAAUGACAUUUCUGUGAAAAGAAAUCCGUACGUGAUAAACCAAAAAAAGAAGUUUGCCUCCCAAAUUCAGUUUUAAAUAUUAAAGGAACAAUGCAUUAAAAAGGGGAUACCAUUUCCUAUAUAGAUCCCUUGAUGGCUGCAAAUGUGCAGAUUCUUCUGAAACUCGAAAGUGACAGCCAAAGUAUCAGCCAAUCUUGACUUUCAUUGUUUUCAUAGAGAGUGCUCUGGAUAGUCCAUAAACAAAGAUGUAUUCCUGAACCUAUAGUGUUAAAGCCACCAUCUAGCCACCUCUAAAUAUAAUAAAAUGUUACCUCUAUUGCAGUCUGCUGCUGCUGGCUCUUCCCCUGAUCUGCCUGUUCGGCUGACAUAAUCACAAGUGAUGAUCUCAGCCAAUCACAAUGCUUUCCCAUGGGAAAUUAUUAGAUUGGCUGAGAAUGCUAAGGACGCGGACUGGGGGCAGAGCCAAAAGCAGCUCUGGCCAAAUAGGAACCAUCUACUUAUAGAGAUUAACUAAAUCAGUGCAUCUCCGUGAGGAAAGUUCGGUGUCUCCAUGCAGAGGGAGGAGACAAUGAAUGUCAGGAAGCACCUUCAGUAGCCAUCUGAGGGAAGGCCAUUGGAGGUGUUUAUAGGCUGUAAUGUAAAUACUGCCUUUUCUAUGAAAAGGCAGUGUUUCCAACAAAAUCCCUGCAGGGACUGACAAUAUUUUCCAGAACAACUCCAUUAAGCUGUAGUUGCUCUAGUGACUAUAGUACCCCUUUAAACACAGCUUCAGGACCAGGUCUUCGGAAAGACCUGCUCCCAGAUUUAAUUAUAAAGUUUGAAUUAGAACAGUUUCCCGGCAAUUUCUUUGAUAUCAAGUAUAUCUGUUCAGAUGCUUUAUCUUUGUUUUAAAAGAAAAAAAUAUAUAUAUAUCUAAACCCCUUGAUAUCAGUGUCAAGGUUUGGCAUAAUAUGAUUACGAAGCAGAGUGUAAACAUCUUAAUGCGUGUGGUCACCUGCCAGGAUCAGAAAUAGCAAGGCUUAUGGGCCAAGGUCAGCUGCGGGAUUAUCGAGCAUCCGAUACAUGAGUAGAUAAACCAGCCUAAAAAUAAAUACACCAUAUAAUAGCAGAUGAGAGUUCUAGACUACCUGACUUUCACUAGAUCCCUGCUUUUUAUUAUAAAACAGUUCAGUAAUAACACGAUAAGGACUGUCUGUACCCAACAAAAUCGUGAAAGCAUUAACAGAAGAACUUAAAGAAAGGCAUAGUUGGGAGAGCCGCGACCGGAUUUACAUUUCAUGUGCCUGCAAGCGUAUAAUUCUCAGGUGUGCCUUUGUCCAUGCAGAAGAAAUACAGGAAGAACUUCAUAUCUCAGCAAAUGGGAGAAGAAAAAAAAAAAAAUCACUAAAUCUCAGAAGGAAAGGAUAGAUAAAAAUAUAUCAAAUGCAAAAAGCGCACAUGUGUAGUAGGGAAAGUGCCGUGGAACACAGGUUCCUGUAGGCAGCUGCGUAUGGGCAAGUCCAGCCCCAGAGAGAGUUGUACUGAUGUUUGAGUUGAACUGUCCUCAGAUCUUCAAGGAUUGUAAUAUGCCGAUGCAAGGAAUGAUUAAGGUUUAAUAGCGUGAAUUAUUUAUCAGAGACACUCUUCCUCUUGUUUCAGGAAGCCCUGUGUAUAAUCUUUAUGCUCUGUGCAAUCACUCGGGCAGUGUGCACUAUGGGCAUUACACGGCUUACUGCAAAGACCAGUCUGGGUGGUUUGCCUACAACGAUGCAAGGUGAGUUCUCAAUGUACUCUUUUAUACAGGCUGUUAUUGUUCACUUUUAAAGGGUUGCCAUCACUUAUCUGGAAUUUGCACCAUUAAAUAGAACCUUAAAAAACAUCUAAAACUGUGUUAAAGGGACACUCCAGUGCCAAGAAAACAAAUCGUUUUCCUGGCACUGCAGGUCCCCUCUCCCUUCCACCCCCCAUCCCAUGUUGCUGAAGGGGUGGUUUAGGGUCCGUCGGCGGGGGAGACCUAAUGCGCAUGCGUGACAAUGCCGCCCACGCACAUUAGACCUCCCUAAAGGAAAGCAUUAAAAAUGCUUUCCUAUGGGGUUUUAACGACACUGGAGGUCCUCACAUAGCGUGAAGACGUCCAGCGAUGCUAUAGCACAGAAAAUCUGUGCUAUAAACCAGGAAGUGCCCUCUAGUGGCUGUCUAGUAGACAGCCACUAGGAGGAGUUAACCCUGCAAUGUAAUUAUUGCAGUUUAUGAAAACUGCAAUAAUUACACUUGCAGGGUUAGGGGUAGUGGGAGUUGGCACCCAGACCACGCCAAUGGGCAUAAGUGGUCUGGGUGCCUGGAGUGUCCCUUUAACAUUUAUUUCAUGUGAUGGUCCUUAUUUUUUUUUUAUUUUAUUUUUUAAUUAUCAAAAAAUUUAGCUGUUGACAUUUGAAACCAGUGUAGUUCUGGCAUAGCCAAGGCACACCAUGCAAAUCAGGAGAAGAAACAGACACAUUUUUUUUGUUUUUAUUUCUCCUCAUACACUUACCAUAUUCAGUGACAGAAAAGGCAUUGAUUGACAGAGCCAAUAUGAUUUGUUUCUAGAUCUAAUUUUAAUUUUCAGAUCUCACACACGCGUUAAGUAUAUGUAGACAUAAUAUUAAAACAUUUCUGGAAAGUGAAGGUUCCCCAUUUAAAAUGAUCCAGACAGCAGAUCCAGAAUUCACCAUUCAAGCUAGUAUUAUUACGCUUUAUUUACUUAACUCUUUAAAUGAUUUACCACUUUUUGCAUUACCAGAGUGUCACCCGUCGGCGAAAGCCAGAUUACGUCCAGCGAAGGUUAUGUUCUCUUUUAUGAAAUGGAAGACGCAUGUUGGAAAUAA